UAAAUACGCUCUGGACCAAAACAUCGAAUAUUUUGUUAAAAGGAUUCAUCACUUGAAUUCGUGUGUAAAUAUUGGUUACCUCCCUUCUGUUGUUUCCGGAAGUGACGUCUGUGGAGAAAAUGGCUGAAGAAUGAGUAAAAGGGAACUAGAUGUCAAGAUCUUGUGACGAUUUCGCAAUGGUUUCAUUGGAGAUAAACUGAUGUGUCACAAAAGAAAUGGCUUACCCAUACAACAGAAGUCAUUCUAGAAGUUCUAGCACAGGUCUAGCGUCCAGCAAUUCCUGUCUAGAUGGAGUGCCUUUCAAAGUGGGACUCAAAUUCAAACCACCACCAAGGGUUUUCCUACCACCUGAGUUCAAGGAUACAGCCAGUGCCUCCCGAGUUGUGAAUGAUGAAUACCUGUUUGAGACAGAAGAGGCUGUGUUGCGGUGGGCACAAGCACGAGAAGAGGCCAAGGUAGAACAAGAGCGGCUGAAGGCAGAAAAGGUGGCCAAUGCUAUCCAAGAGUUAUCUCAACCACAUGAUUCAGAUGAUAGUGAUAGCUCAGGUGGGGAGGAAAAUGGAACAGCUGAGGUACCAUUCCAGGGAAGUGCAUUACUCCCCCAGCAAGCACCUGCACUUCUGCCCCAGCCAGCAAUUGCUACCAUGUCCAGUGAUAUCCUCACACCAGUUCCCAUCAUGCCAGCAAAGACUGUUGAACCUGUUAAACAAGAAACCACAAAGCCUGUCGACUUUGAUCUCGCUCUGUUUGAGAGGGAGGAUGACCCAUUUGAGAAUGUUGAACGUCAGUUGAUAGAUGAAAUGGAAGAACUCAAAACUCUGCUAGGGCCUCAAAAUAAUCCCCCGACAGACGUGUCACCUAGCAACAGUACAAAUAACUGUGAUACCAACAUGUCAAACAACACAUGCAACAGCCCUGCUUUCAAUGGCGCCGUGUCAAAUACAGAUGUACAGAACCCAGCAUCACAGCAGGCUGGCAGUGACAGGGAGAGAGUCAGUCCUGUGCCAGUGUUCGUUCCUCGGAGUCAGCCCUUCGAGGAGGGUGAUUAUGUUGAACUGCGGCUAGACUACAACAGUCAGGGGAAUAACAGUGUCUCCUACAAGGCCAGUGACAACGAAACUGUAGACAGUGUUGACAACAGUGGUCCCAGAGUGGAUCCUGCUGCAAGCAAUAUGAUAUACAGACAAGUGUUACCCCCGAUAGGUACCCAAGUGUCAAAAGUCCGACCAGUGUCGUCCCCCGGGCUAGAUAGUUUAGCAAAGACGUUAAGUGAAAACAGUGUCCCUGAGCCCAGUAUGACAAUCGUAGCAGGGACCACGUCUGAUGUUAGGAAUGGCGUAUUGAACAAGUACAGUCGACAUCGGGAGGGGUCUCCCGUCACACUUGCACAACAGAGCGAGGCAAGUAUGAGACCUGCACGAAGUAACCCUGACUUGUACUCGAAGCAUAGCAACAACUCUACCGUGUAUCCUCUAUCUAAUUCACCACCGUCAAGGCCAUCGUCAGGACAGACCUGGAACCCCUACAAACCCCUGCCCCCAACCCCUGAUGUCAUGUCCACCUCUGUGCAAUCCUCAUCCUCCAGCAGCUCGGAUCUCACCAGUCCCUCCGAGUUCGACCCUUACGCGUCCCUCUCAAGCGAGGCACAGAAGUUUGCUGCCAACAUCAUCUCCAUGGGCUUCUCCCGACCGCAGGUGGCUCGGGCUGUACAUAGCCAGGGAACAGACGAAAAACAGGUGGUGGAGUACUUGUGUCAUGUGAACAAUCUGGUAGAAAAAGGAUUCAACCCAAUCCGUGCUGAGGUGGCACUGAAUCUGUUCAACAACAAUUUCCCAAAGGCUGUGAAGUACCUCGAGAUGUUUGUGCAGUUCCAGGAAUUAGGAUUUGGUGAGGACAAGAUCAGAGAAGCUCUUGUGAAGGAGAAUAUGGAUCGUGACAAAGCUUUAGACUUCCUCACUGCGUGACACGAGCCUCAAGAUAGAGCAGAUACAUCAUUAUGAUCACCUGUAUUGUUAAGUCUGUUACACCAGUCUUUUAGCCAAGUUUGGUACAUGUACAACUACUAGAAAACUCCCUAUGUUAACUGGAGUAGUUGGUAUGUUUUACAAUUUUGUUCUUCUGUUAAAUUUGUUUUAUAAACAGGAAAAAUACUCUGAUGUUACAAUUCACUGUUACCGAACAAAGUAGCAAAAAUGUAUUUUUUCUGACAAGAGUUGACCUGUGUCAUGGCUGGCUUGAUGCACAGAUAUACUGGAACCUUCUCCAGAACAAUAUUGUGAGGCAGGGAUAUGCUCCCCUGUAUUGAACAGCUGUGUGAUAGUUCUACUCCACUGAGAUUUGUUUUCAGCUGGUGAUCUCUUUGCAGACAGUGUAACAGUGUGACCUGGUUGAUUAGUCAGUUGUAAACAGCAUUUCAUUCUAGUCCACUUUAAAGUAAUAUACAGGUUUUAUGUAGUGACCUGCGAUCUGUCAUGGUCGUGGUCUCUUGGGGGGUUACUGGGCAGAUCAAACCCGCAUAAUCUAUUCCUCACAAGGACACCAUGUGUGAAACCUUUUCUAAAUAGCCUUUGUUGUGAAGCUGUCAUUCUGCUCUGUCAUUUGGCCUUUGCGUUGCACACUAGCUCUCAUUAGGUACGAAAUAUAGAUGUUCUGUUUCUGGGCCCGUUUCACAAAGUUCUUGUAGCGCUACGACUAUCAUAAGUCAAUGUUACAGUAUAGAAGGUACGAUUGCUACGAGAAAAGUUAUGAGAUCUUAGGCUUACGGGAGCUUUGUGAAAACGGGGCCCAGGGCCAUACUAUGACCCUAGAUCUGUCACUAAGCCGCGAUAAAACAUUCAUUAGGCUAGGUAUGUAUGAGGGUGAAUAUAGAUGAAGGCAAUGAAUCAGAAUAGAUGAAUUAGAAUGAGCCGAUUGUUCAUAGGGUAGCCAAGUGAUUUACUUUUGUUAUAGGGUAGAAUACUAAACUGUGAUAUUUGUGAGGAAACACAGCAGUGAUGGAAACACACUCAUUUCUUAUAGAAAGUGUAGCAGUACAAACUUCCUACUUGUUUUGCAGUAAAAACUUCCUGAUGUUAACAUAGUUAACGUGUGCAUUGUCAUUGUAAUGUAGGAGUUCUGAAUAAACGCACAGCAUGUGUCCGAGAAAUCACCUCAGCAAGGAGGCGAUGCACUGAUGUUCCUGUAAGUAUAUUGUUUACCAGGGUAUAAACUCUUUAGCACAGAAAAGUGCCUGAUUAUGAUCUAGUUUUGAAGAGUUUAGCAGAUAGGUGAUAUUUUCCUGUGUCAGUAUUGAUGCCAGUUGUCCAUGAUAAAGACAUCAACACAUUUCUGUCAAUACUGGGCCUGAUCUUAUGAAUCCAAAAAACCCAUGCACAUAAUCUUAAGAAUUCCUGACUUGAUUGAGGACAGUGCUGAUAAAAUAAGACUGAAGAGCAUGUAAUAUGUACGGUAAUUAUAAGCAUGUGUUGGUGCACCAGUGCAGUGCAUAGUGUUGUGAGCUUAUAGGGCGGUCCAACAGUAUUGCUUACUGCAGGGCUAGACACGACACCUGUGUUGUCCCUUUGUUGUCUUUUAUCAUUUGCUCAUAGUCAGAUGAGGAUAAAUUGAAGCCAAUUUUGUUUCCGAAAGUGCAAUAUGAAUCAAGAUCUUAUAUAAAUUCUACUGUCUUUCUUUGUUUAUGAUGUAUGUAACACAUUUUUGUACUUUUGUAAAGGAAACCAAUUACCAUUUCAUUAUUGGAAUUAUCAUGUUAGAUUACUUGAUCACAACAUGUAUGUACUGCUUUUAGGGCCAGUCUGAUCUCUUCCUAUAUUACAGAUAGGCUUACUGUUAAUUAGUACAGAUAAGAAAACGGUCAUGGAAUGAAAAUGAUUUCAGUUAAGAUAUGUGUUUUUGGAAGUCCAUGCUUGUUGCAAUGUUUUUAGAUCCUUGAGAAUAUUACUAUUAAUUUAGAGGUUUUAGGUCAUAUAUCUAUACAUACAGAAUGAAAACAUUGGCAAACUGACAUACUGGGUUGGAGCCAUUAAUCCAGGAAUGAACGUCUGGCCAACAGAAUAUAUUAUCUUACUUUCCACAAAUGAUAUUUAUAACUGAGAUUAGCUGAGUUGCCGGUUCAUGGAUGUAUACACAACUGGUCAGAAGCCACUAUAUUCAGUCCCAAAUCUGUCACUAAUACCAGGACAAAAUUUUGCAUAAUCUUAUCGUGUAUGGUGUGGUUAGAGAUAAUACUAGGCUUUGCUGAGGUCACUUGUAAUGAACAGAUUACAGGCCCAAUAAAGAGAAUAAGUCUAUAAUCAUUAGUUUUACAUUAUUGUAUUGAAUAUGAUGUUAAAUACCUAUAUGAAAAGAAAGGAAACUCUCAAAAGAUGCCAAGUUUGAAAAAUAAGUAAAUAUCAGCAGUUCGCCAUGCACAGUCUUGUAGUUUGAAAUCCUAAAUAAAUCCCAGUGUUCAUCAAUGUGACUUUGUACGUUACUUCUCCUAGUUUGUUAAGGGACAACUCUGUGUGGUAGUGAUGUCCAGUCUGAACUAGAAGGCUGUGUUUCAGUUGCCUUUUAUGUCAUAACUUGCCCGGUCAGAUUGUGAUGGCAAAACUCUUCAGGGGAUAUGUCCAAUGUUUAUCAGCACACCUGACUGAGGAUUGUUUUGUCACCUGGCAGGUCCUGUUUCAUCCUACCUUGACAGUUUGUCAGUAGGGUGGUGCUGAAGUAAUGUCAGGUGUACUGAUUCGUCAUACUGUCAACUGGAUAUAUAUUUCUCAAAAGAAGUUAAUGAUCUCUCAAUUCUUUCAUCUCACAUGGUUAAUCUGUCAUGCCAAGUUAACUGUAGUAAUCUGAAAGAAUUGGUAAUGUAGAAGAAUUGGGUAUUCCUUAACUUCUGUUUAGUAGUAUAUGUUACUCAAUACAAGUCACUAUCCUCGGUACCCGUGAAGAUCCGGGUUAGAAUUGAUCUUCAGUAACCCAUGCUUGUCAUCAGAGGCGACUAGAGGGAUCGGGUGGUCAGACUCGCUGACUUGGUUGACACAUGUCAUCAGUUC
Molecule: messenger RNA, 5033 nt
Organism: Haliotis rubra (blacklip abalone)
Lineage: Eukaryota; Metazoa; Mollusca; Gastropoda; Lepetellida; Haliotidae
Product: ubiquitin-associated protein 1-like
Exons: 8
Coding region: 216-1964 (582 amino acids)
Biological process (GO): ubiquitin-dependent protein catabolic process via the multivesicular body sorting pathway
Cellular component (GO): ESCRT I complex
Molecular function (GO): ubiquitin binding
Source: RefSeq, a predicted model, not a curated record